Molecule: messenger RNA, 1223 nt
Organism: Bombyx mandarina (wild silkworm)
Lineage: Eukaryota; Metazoa; Arthropoda; Insecta; Lepidoptera; Bombycidae
Source: RefSeq, a predicted model, not a curated record
CCGUUGAAGUGUAAACAUCACUGUGAUUCUAUUUGUAACAAAUCGUAUUUAAAAAAUAGUAAAAAGUUGGUUUAGUCGUCAACACUGUUAAAAACCACUUAAUUGGUGCUUCGAGGGACGCAGAAGAAAUAAAUCUUUGGAAUAUUAACAGGAUCUGUUCAGAAAACUGCAGAAGAAAAUCCACAACAACUUUCACAAAACCUGCCAAGUAGAAUACGAUUCUACCCUACAACUAAAAAAAUACUUAAUGUCAGUUUGUUGGGUUGGCAUUGGUUCUAGUGUUGCCGGUGCAUGAAAAGUAGUGUCACCUACUAUACUGCGUUCCAUUCCACGUUACUUCACAAAAAUAUGGAAGAACAGUUCCAACUGUUAUUUGAUAAUAUGAAGAUGGAAAUGCAGAAACAAACAGCUGAACUAACUGAAUCACUUACCAAAAACUUAAUGGAUAGGAUGGAUGAGAAACUUACUCCUAUCAUUGAAGAAAACGAACAAUUAAAACAAAAACUUAGCGAUCUAGAGAAAGAGAUGGAAUAUUUGAAAAGAGAAAAGAAAAGUAACAACAUAAUUAUUUUCGGGCUAGAAAAGAGGGAAAAUUCAACAUUGGAGCUAUUUAAUAAUGUCAAGAUGACCUUCAAAGAAGCUCUUGACAUAAAUGUAGAGCAAUCCGAAAUAAACAAAUUAUACCGCUUGGGAAAAAAUAUAGUUCAGAAUAAAUCAAGGCCGGUGCUGUGUUCCUUUACAAAUGCAUGGAGAAAAGAUGAAAUUAUGAAGAAUAGAAAGAGCUUAAAGAACAUUUAUGUAUCGGAGGAUUACUCGAAGGAAAUUUUGGAGAAAAGAAAAGCACUGCUACCACGGUUGAAGGAAGAGAGAGAAAAGGGAAAUAUAGCUUUUCUGAUUUACGACAAAUUAGUAGUAAAAGAAUCCAACACUGAAAAAAGGAAAAGGGAACCAACUAUCUCACCGUCACCUUCCAAAAGGCAACCCAGAAAACAGCAAACACUAUGCUCUGCGAAAGUUAGCAGGAUAAAUGCCUUUGAUGCAAUGCGACCUAGAUCGAACUCAUUUACCAACAAACCUACACUCAAUAAAAAAUAGCAAUUAACCGGUAAACGGAAAAUCCAAACAAACUAUGAAAACAAACAAACAGAAGAAAUACCUCUUCCCCCAAGCCGACUGGUCCUCGUGGGGGAUAAAGACCACAACCCUCCAACAAUACAAAAAAA